GAAGUCCCCGGAAGGUUAACAAAACGAUUGCGUGACACUUGGAAGCUUCAUAGGGAUUUCGGUUUUCAGUGAGUCCAGAUCUUUUCCUUCAGUCAGUAUUAGUAUUGAGUAGUCUUGAAGAUGAUUCCGAGCCUUGUCAUCGCCGUUAUUGCAGUCUUGGUGGUUUGUGUACUGUGGGUUUAUAAAUGGUUUAAUGAGGUUUAUUUCUGGAAGAAUGAUUCUGGUGUAGUCAUCAAAGGAACUUCCUUCAGGACGUUUUCGCCUCCACUGAUAGCGAUGAAGGAUCAAACUUUGAAGAAAUUCGGGAUGUACCUGCUUCGAUUCUUGCCUGGUCCACCAAAACUAAUAAUAACCGAUCCUCAUAUUGCUGUGAAGUUCAUGGCCAAGCAACACAAGUAUGAACGAACAAAGGACUUUCGACUUGGUUGUGUAUUUCGCCAGCUUUUUGGUAAUGCGGCUGGAACGGCCAGCGGUAAGGCACACAAGCGCAUACGCAGUAGCUUUGAUGGAUGUUACAGUGCAGAGAGCGUGGAAAAGACGAUCAGCAUGAUGGAAGAAGAAUGCAAAGAGUAUCUAAGACUGAUUAGAGAGGAGAAAGAGGGUCAAUUCAACAUGGAUGACUUGAUACUAUUGACGUUUAAAAUGCUGAUGAAGUUUACAUACGGAAGAGAUUUACCUGAAAAAGAGCUGCAAGAAUUAAUAGAACUAAGAACUCUUGUGGGUGCUUUAAUUGCCGAUACUUUCACGAAUCCGUUCGUUAAACUUCCGUUUUACGAAUACUUGCCUACCGACACGAACCGGAAAACGUCGGAGUUUGAAAGACGAUGGCUGCAGCUCAACGAGCGUUUUCAGGAGCGUUUCGUGGAAGGAAAAUCUAAAGACACAGAUUGUGUUUUUUACAAGAUGCAAAAAACUCUUGCUGAGAAUCCAGAAGCUCUAUCAUGUGAAGAGUUUCAGCAAACCCUGGAGGAGGCAUCUCUUGCUAAUGUAGACAUCACGUGUGGUGCCACAGCUUGGCUUCUGUUUCAUGUGGCUCUUCAUCAACAAAUCCAAGAGGAGCUCACGACUGAGAUUAAAAACUUGACUUCAGAACAUUCAGGAUCCUUAAAUCUAGAAGUUCUCAACGACAUGGACUUCUUAGGGAAGGUGGUUAAAGAAUCAGCUAGAAAACGUCCCGUCAUGGUAAUCAGUACCCCAGAAUAUGUUCCCUGUCCAAUGAUGAUUGGAGACUUCCACAGUCCUGCAGGGAUUGAAGUCUCAGUCGACAACAGUGCAGUCAACAGCGACCAGGGGGUCUGGGAAGAUAUCGAUACCUUCAAUCCACGACGAUUCGACAACGAAACACCGAGCAUGCGCAAAAGCUUAUGCCGUUUUGGAAUAGGCCCACGCAGGUGUAUGGGAUACCGAGUUGCUGACGCUUUUAUGAAGGUUCUACUAGUCACACUGCUAAGAAACUUCACGGUUACCUUGGAAACCAAAGUGACAGGUGAUGACGACAGCGUGCCUGUACAGGACGUUGGACCUUUCUGUUAUCCAUGUGUAGAGUUUCGAGUGAAAGAGUCUCAGUAAAAUUAAAUGAAGAAAAUAAUUAAAACUAUAUGAAAUCCAGGGCAUUAAAUUUGUAAUUAUAAAAAAGACGCAGUCGUAAAACCAUACACGCUAAAUUCAAAUUCUAGCGCGCCACCCCCACUUAAAGCCUUCCUUCCUUUUUUUACGAGAAUUGAAUCUUAAUAUUUUGUCUUAUUUUGACCUCCGUAUGGAAAAAAUAUGUAGCCCCCCUCCAUUAAAAGAUGUUCAUUUAAAAAUGUGCCCUGUCACCCUUGGUGUAAAUAUAAUAGAAUUCUAAUUAAAAAAUGAUAUUGACAUUA
This is a messenger RNA of Actinia tenebrosa (Australian red waratah sea anemone), 1868 nucleotides long. RefSeq lists its product as uncharacterized. Lineage: Eukaryota; Metazoa; Cnidaria; Anthozoa; Actiniaria; Actiniidae. The record is from RefSeq and is a predicted model, not a curated record. Gene Ontology annotation, molecular function: monooxygenase activity; heme binding; iron ion binding.